Molecule: messenger RNA, 1154 nt
Organism: Gekko japonicus
Lineage: Eukaryota; Metazoa; Chordata; Lepidosauria; Squamata; Gekkonidae
Gene: MRPS22
Product: mitochondrial ribosomal protein S22
Exons: 8
Coding region: 2-1036 (344 amino acids)
Cellular component (GO): mitochondrial small ribosomal subunit
Molecular function (GO): structural constituent of ribosome
Source: RefSeq, a predicted model, not a curated record
GAUGGCUGCAGUAGGAGCAACCCGGUGCUUACAAGGCGGGAGGCCUCUUGCAGUUUCUCUUUUCCCGAGAUGGUCGCGCCUGAGCCGGGCCGCAUGGGGACGGCGGGAGCUCUGCCAGGGCCCGGAGGCGGAUGAAAACAAAUCUAGCAUUACAAAGCCUAGCUUUACGGAUGAAAGAGUUCAAAGCCUGCUCUACAAGAUGACAGGGCUGAACUUACAGAAGGUGUUUAAACCCAUAAAACAGGAACUUGAACCUCCAAAGUACAAGCUCAUGACAGAAUUGCAACUGAAGGAGGCUACAAGGAAUGCUGUUGAGAAAGCCAGAGAGAGGUUGGAAAUGCCUCCUGUAUUAAGUGAGCGGGAACCAAUUCAUGAUGUAUUAUCAGAAGACAAGAUUCUUGAUGGAGUUGAGCCUUACAAAUAUGUAUUUACAGACUUAACAUACGAUACUCCACACCGUGAACGUUUUGUUGUAGUCCGAGAAACGAAUGGACUUUUACGCAAGGCCACUUGGGAGGAACGGGACCGGAUGAUACAGAUCUUCUUCCCAAGAGAAGGCCGUGAAAUUGCCUCUCCACCUCUGUUUAAGGACGAAAACCUUAUGACUGUGUUUCAUCAGGACUGUCAUGAAGAGCUCCUUAAUCGCUGCCUUACACAAUUUGAGCCAGAUUCGCCUGACUAUAUCAGGGUUCAUCAUCGUACAUAUGAGAACAUUGAUAAGCAUGCAAAGUAUGACUGUCUGCGUUCAACAAGACACUUUGGAGGAAUGGUGUGGUAUCUUGUAAAUAGGAAGAGGACAGAUGGGUUGCUGAUGGACAUGAUUCAGAGGGAUCUGUUGGAUGAUGCCACAAGCCUGGUCACCCUUUAUCACAUGCUCCAUCCUGAUUGCCAAUCUGCAACAGAAGCGCAAGAACACGAUCUCAAAGAGCUAGAUUUAAUUAAGGCUUUUGUGAAGACAGAAGUACAGAGAGCUGGAUAUAUUGAACUGGCACUUCAGGCUUAUCAAGAAAAUUUGCCUCAGUCUGAAGCUUCAUAAAGCAAUUCACUUGGUCCAUUUCAUUUAAUAUCUAAAGUGUCUAAAAUGUACAUAGAACUUAAAUAAAACAUUGUCACUGUUUGAUCAAGUAAGUAUUCUACCUUUUUCAUUAAAAUCA